AUGGUUUGGAGGAAAUUACCAAAUGCAGUUUUAAAACAAAAGUAUUCUCUUGUUCAACAUAGAAUUUUACUUAGAAAUCAAAUUAGAACAUUUUCAACCAAUAGUAAUAAUAAUAAAGAUAACAAAAGUAAUAAUGGUGAUGAUAAAAAUGAUAAAGUUGGAGAAGAUAGUAAAGAUAGUAUUCAAAAAGCUAUCCUUAGACAAAAGAUGGAAAUGAUGAAAGGCGAUGGAAAACAUCCACAAGGCGGCUAUGACUUUGAUGAAUCAUUAGGUGAAGAUUUGGAUCCAUCAGUGCUUCAAGAUCCAAUUCUUGAAGAGAUGAAAGAAAUCUUUGCAGAGAAUAACCUUAGAAAUGAAAUUAAAAAUAAAAAUGAAAAUCAAGAAGAACAACAAGAAGAUGAAGAAGAUGAUGGUGCAGGUCAUUAUACAAUGAAGAAUAAAGCCAAUAGAUUAAGUGAAGAGAAAGAGAAAAUCAUUGAAAAGUUACUCGAAAACUAUGAAGAAAAAGAGGUAGAAGAGAAUCAUUACUACAUUCCACGUGAUAAAUUACAAGAUUUUGGUAUUAUCGAUGCUGAUUACCAUCCAAACUAUCCACCAUACGUCAACAGAGAAUCCGGUGCUGUCUUGGUAUUCGAUGUUGUACUAAAUGCCUAUUCCAAUCGUGGUUCAACAAAGACUCGUGAACAAUUGUUUAGUAAUGAACAUAUUCUUAGAAGAAGAUAUCAAACUGAUCAAGCUGUAAUUGUACGUAGAUAUUUGGAUGCAUCACCAGCAAACAUCAGUGAUGCAGUUCUCGCCGAUUCAGAACUCUUUAGUGAGGUAGUUGAUCGUAUUAAAAUGCAUCAAGAGUUACAAAGAGAAAAGUACCGUUACGGUAACCCAGCAGAUCUUUCCGUCACACAAGAGAGAGAAUUAUCAGCCAAAGUACUCGCAGAAUCUGGUCUUUUCCCACCCGAAGUGGUCGCAGAGAUCAAUCAACCAUUCUUGACCAAAUCAUUCAAUCAAGGCAAAGGAAAAGAGGAUCCAGAUUUCCAAUUGUUUGAAAACCCAGAUCACUAUAUGACAAAGAUUAAAGAGUCCAACCCUCCCCAUACCUCUGAAUAUUUGCAACAAAAUCCAUUCAAGCCAACUCGUGAAGAUAAAUGUAAUUUCGAUUAUAUCGAGGAAGUACCAGUCAAUAAAGUCUUUGAUUCUUAUGCUGCCUCUGAAGCUUUCCAUGAGAAUGGUGGCUAUGAUCAAGUACCACAACAAAUGGACUUCAAUGGUAGAGAUGAAUAUGUUAGAGAUCAAUUAAGACAAUAUUUCUUUGAAUUGAAUCAAAGAGAUAAGAGAAAGAAAGUCGUACCAUCCAACGAGAGACUUUAUGAUCCAAUCCCUUCUGGUUAUGAGGGUUAUAGUACCCCAUAUGUACCAGUCGAACAAAAAGAUGCCGAACCAAUAUCAUUCGAUCCCACCUUUAUGAGAGAAUUUGUUCAAUACAAAACACUCGCCCUUCCACUUGAAAAUUUACGUGUUCAAGAAAUCAUUGAUGAUUUUUCUAAUGAUGUUGAAAAAGACUAUAGAAAAGAACAUCUUAUUGCCCAAGAAAAUGAAGUUAAAUCUUUCUUCCAAAAAUAUUAUGGUGUUAGUUAUGAUGAAUAUUUAGAUAAUCCAAAAGAAUACUUUGAAAAAUUAAAAGAAAAACAAAUCAAAUUUGAACAAUUUGAACUUGAAUUUGAAAAAAGAGAACAAGAAAAAAAAUUAAAACAACAAAAACAACAAAAUGGAUCAUCAUCAUCACCACAACAACAACAACAACAACAAAAUGAAUCAUUUGCAGGUUCAUUUGCAGGUUCAUUUGCAGGUUCAUCAACUAAAUCUUCACCACAAGAACAACAAUCAUCAUCACAAGAACAAAAACAAGAACAACAAAAACAAUCAUCAGAAAAACAAGAACAAAAAACAAAUGAAAAUAAAGAAGAAAAUGUUAAAGAAGAAGAAGAAAAUGUUAAAGAAGAAGAAAAAGAAGAGGAAGAAGAAGAAGAAGAAGAAGAAAAAGUUGGUGCCGGUGAAGAUUAUGAUAUGUCAGAUAUGGAUGAAAGUAAUUUAGAAGUAGAUCAUAUUUUAGAUACUGAUGACGAAAUUGAUGAAGAUGAUGAAGAUCAUGAUGAUUCUGUAAAUAGAAAUGAAAAAUUCGAAAAAAGAUUUGAUGAUACUGAUACUGAUAGCGAUAGCGAUAGCGAAAGUGAUAGUGAUAGUGAUAAUGAAUCAAAUGAAGAUGAAAAAUCAGAUGACAAAGUUGCUAAAUUUGAAAAAGAUGAUGAAUCAUCAUAUGAUAUCAAUAACAUUGAUGAAGAUGAAGAUGACGAAGAUGAAGAUGAAGAUGACGAAGAAGAAGGAAAAAGAGAAGGAAAAAGAGAAAAAUAUGAUGAUGAUGAUGAUGAUGAUAAAGAAGAAGAUGAUGAUGAUGAAGAAGAAGAGUCACUUGAUUUAGAAGAUCCAUUAUAUGAACAACGUGUGGUUGGAAAUCAAGCUGAACAAGAAGCUCAAAAAAUUCAAGAUAGUUAUCUCACUAAAGGUGAUUAUCAAUUCUUGGAAGAUAUGGAGGAUAUUACCGAUACAUUAUUCUUAACAAUGGAUACAGAUCAAAUUAAUGAUGAUUAUGAAGAUGAUGAUGAAAAAACUCAAAAUGAUCUUCUUGUUGAUGAAGAAAUCACUUUUGGUGAUUUAGAACUUGACGAUAAAUAUACACUUGGUGAUGAAACCGUUGAAUUCCAAGAAGAUGGAGAUGAACUCGCUCCAUUCCGUAUUGAUGAUAUCGAUUUUCCAAGAAUCGAUAGAUCAAAGAUGACCAAAGAAGAAGUUAUCAAAUCCAUUAUUGAAGAGUACUCAAUUUUCAAUAUGGGUAAUGGUGAAAAUACGGCUUCAGAUGGAACCAGAAAAAAAUUAACUCCAACUCAAAUCGAAGAAAUAAAAACAAAAAUAAUGCAAAUGAACAUUGAAAGAAAGGAGAAGAUUGAAUUAAUAAAUAGUAUUAGAGAGGAACAAAGAAGAGACGACGACGAAGAGGAUGAUGGAAGAAGAUUUGCUUAUAAUGGUGUAGAAAUCAAUAGUGAAGGUAAAGUAGAUGACAGUGAAGAAGCUGAAGAUGAAAUGGGCUUCUUUGUUGAUGAAACUCAUUUCAAUAUCACUCAUCCAUCAGGUAUUCAAAAAUUAGAUACCGUCUUUGAAGAAAUGGAGAUAAUGGAUUUGAUCGAAGGUACCUACGAAGAAGAUUUAGAUCUCCUUAGAGCUGAAGCCGAUAUGUAUGCAAGAAGAACCGCCAGAAAGGUUAAAAACUUAGCCAAGAAACGUGAAUUCGCCAAAAAAAUGAAAGCCAAACAAAUUGAAGACUUGAAAUUAAAUCCACCAGUUAAAGAACCAUACAAAAUCGCUCCAUUACGUCCAAUCGGUCACAAUGUUUAUACAAACGUUUUAGCUCCACCAAACUCUUACCUUAGACUCAAUGAUCCAAAAUACAAACCAGCCGACGAAAAGAGAAAUCAAAAAAUCAUCCAAGAAUCUUAUCGUGCUCUCUCUUCAAAUCCAUUCUAUGGUGUUAAACAAGCUAACUUUGCUGUAAAGUCAAUCAACAAAGAAUUGAAUACCUAUGAAGGUUAUAAGAAAUAUCGUCAACAUCAACUUAAAAAUGCUCAACCAAUUCCAUCACCAAUCCUUUCAAGACCAGAUAUGUUGGUAGAACCAGAUAAACUUAAUCAAUUUAAUAGUUUCUAUAAUGAUAAUUAA
Molecule: messenger RNA, 3765 nt
Organism: Dictyostelium discoideum AX4
Lineage: Eukaryota; Evosea; Eumycetozoa; Dictyosteliales; Dictyosteliaceae
Exons: 2
Coding region: 1-3765 (1254 amino acids)
Biological process (GO): translational initiation
Molecular function (GO): translation initiation factor activity
Source: RefSeq, a predicted model, not a curated record